AUGGCGGACCGGCAGUCGGUGCAGCACAGCCUUAACAGCCUGCUCUCUAAACUGAGCGACCCUGACCCGGACAUGCGAUACAUGUCGCUAAAUGAUCUACUUGGCAUUUUAAAUAAUCCUAAUUCCACCUAUCUGGCUCAUGACCAAGUCUCCUCAUCAAGACUGGCUGAGGGCUUGUUGAAGGCCUUGGAUGACCAACAUGGCGAUGUCCAGAAUCAAGCUCUGAAAUGUCUUGGCCCUCUUGUCCUUCGACUGCCCUUCGAAAGCCUUGCAUCUCUUCUCGAAAAGCUCACAAACCUGACAGCCUCGCAAACCAUUGACACAUCCGUUCCGAAUACUGCUCUGAGAUACAUUGUGACAGCUCUUCCUCGGCCGCAGCCGGGUCAGCCUCCAAGUCAGGAGGCGACAAUGGCAUAUUCGGCCGUCUCUCGCGUCCUCAUUCCCCGCUUGACUGGCCCGACUCCAUCCCCUACUAGUCGGCGUGGCUCGAUCGUCAAGGGCAUGUUGGAGAAGGAUCCUUCAAAGGGCUUCAGUAGUGAUGCUAUUGAUGUACUCAUUCAGGUUGUCACUUGCUUUGGCCCCCUGCUGAAAGAGCCCGAAUUGACGGCCUUGCAAAACUCCGUCCUGUCUAUCGUUGACAACGAUACAGCUGGCACCGUGGUCACGAAAAGGGCUCUGACGGCCAUAUCCGCCCUUGUGCUCCACUUCUCCGAUGCUCAACUUAGCGCUUUUGUCCAGGGGCUGGUCCAAAGAUUCAACUCCCCACAACUUAGUACAGUCCAUCGGCGUCACCUCAUUGCCACUGUCGGUGGUGUAGCGAAAAGUGCCCCGGCCAAGUUUGGUCCUCAUCUUCCUACACUAGCCCCUUAUGUCUUUGCUGCUGUUGGCGAGGAUAACUUAGCACAAGUAAAAAGGCCCGGUCGUCUAAGCUGUUCUGCUACCUUGCAACCAUCUUCUUCUUUUCUCCCACAGCAUAUCUCAUCAACUGUACAAGUCUCUACUCACUGUCUCCAUUACUCUACAGUUUACUCUGAAUUACAUCUUAUCAAAAUAUACUAUCUCAAAAUGCACAUGCUUCGCUUGGUUGUUUCUGGGCUUGGUCUUGUGGCAUGUACGGCUGCGCGCAACAUCUUCAGUUUGCAGCCUAACCGUCAAGGAACUCAUCUUCUGCCCCUUACUCACGGAGAUGCUCCUGAUCACAAGCUUGUCGAGCGUGGUUCUAGUCCCCGCUGUGGCCCUGAUCAUGGCAAGUGUCCUGAGGGUAAAUGCUGCUCAACUGCUGGUAACCACUGCAGCUCUCCUGACUGUCAGAUCGACUUCGGUAAUUGCGACGCUCACACAACUCCAGGAGGCCCUCCUACGGACAAGAUUCCUCGGCCUCAUGUAGGCAACGUACCCUAUGGCCCAAAAUUCAUUCGGUCCUGUACCACUCCAGGAACCAUCGCCCUGACCUUUGAUGAUGGCCCCAAGGAAUAUACUCAGGACCUUCUCGACCUCCUUGACAAAUAUGAAGCAAAAGUGACAUUCUUUGUGACAGGAAAUAACAAUGCCAAGGGCGAGAUUGAUAGUCCUGGGAUGCCUUGGGCAUCUUUGAUUCAACGCAUGUAUCGCAUUGGCCACCAAGUUGCCAGCCAUACUUGGUCACAUCAAGACCUUAGUAAAGUCACGCAAGAUCAGCGCCGGGUUCAGCUGCUGUGGAACGAAGUUGCUCUACGCAACAUUUUGGGAACAAUCCCCACUUACAUGCGUCCUCCGUAUUCCAGCUGUACCGCGGAGUCAGGCUGUCUGGAAGAUCUUGGCUCGCUUGGAUAUCAUGUCAUCCUGUACGAUAUCGACACUGAAGAUUACAGUCAUGAUAGCCCGGCUCUGAUCCAACAAUCCAAGGACAUUUUCGAUCGCAACUUGGCCUCUCGGACGGAUUUUGAUAGGCCUUGGCUCGUCAUCGCUCACGAUGUCCAUGAACAAACGGUCCACAACCUCACCGAGUACAUGUUGAAGAAGCUUAUCGCAGAGGGCUACCGCGCCGUGACGGUUGGCGAGUGCCUGGGUGAUCCGCCUGAGCUCUGGUAUCGUAAGGACGAGGCCUUCGACGAUCGACAAACGCGAAAGUCUAAAUCCAAGAAUGAUGUUGCCAAAACUGUAUCAGUUGAUGGCAUGUGUGGUGGAAACAUCACCUGUCUUGGGUCGCGGUUCGGCCCUUGCUGCAGUGGCACUGGUUUCUGUGGCAGCAUGUCUACAUUUUGCGGUUCUGGAUGUCGACCUGAUAAUGGCGGUGGUGCCCCCAAUGCUGGUUCUGGUAAACCAACGAAGCCGGCGAAGUCAGAAGGGAAGGCUUUGCAGCUAAGCUCGUCGGUGGCAAUUGUGAUAUUGUUAUUCCUUGUGGUGUUGAUGGAUUAA
Messenger RNA from Aspergillus neoniger CBS 115656, 2397 nucleotides. RefSeq names its product glycoside hydrolase/deacetylase. Gene Ontology annotation, molecular function: hydrolase activity, acting on carbon-nitrogen (but not peptide) bonds; chitin binding. The coding region runs from base 1 to 2397 and encodes 798 amino acids. Gene Ontology annotation, biological process: carbohydrate metabolic process. Lineage: Eukaryota; Fungi; Ascomycota; Eurotiomycetes; Eurotiales; Aspergillaceae. The transcript is spliced from 5 exons. The record is from RefSeq and is a predicted model, not a curated record.